UCUCGAUCUUUUAUGAAAUGAGACUGAAAUUUAUGCUAACAUGGCGGCGCCCUUGAAAAGUUUCGCCGAUCGGACAACUGCAGUGAUUUUAAGUAAUUGUGUGAAAAAACGCUUUUCACUACCUGGGAGCAGUUACUCGAAGAGAUCGAGUGGAACGUAUUCUUCAAAUAGCGAUGAAAAUUACUGCGUUGAUCUGGUUAGAAAACAUGACUAUGAAAACUUCCUGUGUACCCUUUUACUGCCAGAGUCUUACAGGUCAGCUGCAUUUGCCAUCAGAGCAUUCAAUGUGGAGAUAGCACAGGUUAGAGAUGUAGUAACUGACAAGAAAGUAGGGCAGAUGAGGAUGCAGUUUUGGAAAGAUUCAAUAGAAAGAGUUUUCCAGGGUAACCCUCCUGAAAGUCCAAUAUGCCUACAGCUUGCCAGGGAAUUAGAAACUAAGAAGUUCUCGAAGGCCUGGUUCAAAAGGAUUAUAGAGAAGAGGGAUGCACAGUUAUCAGAUCAAGGAUUCAAGAGCAUAGCAGAGUUGGAGGAGUAUGCAGAGAAUACAGUGUCUUCCAUACAGUAUCUUUUACUACAGGCUGCAGGUGUUGAAGAUAUUCAUGCAGACCAUGCAGCCAGUCAUAUAGGUAAAGCAGUGGGUAUAGUCACCGCACUGAGGUCGGUGCCAUAUCACUCUGGCAGAGGGAGAGUUUACAUCCCAUAUGAACUACUCAUGAAGCACAAUGUAUCAGAGACGAGUAUAGCUAGGGGAAGUCAGGAGCAGCCAGUUAGGGAUGCCAUGUUUGAUAUUGCCAGCCAAGCACAAAGUCAUUUGAAAAAGGCUAGAACAUUGCAACCAAAUAUCCCCAAGGAGGCAUAUGUCACUUUUUUGUCAACAGUGUCCUGUAAUUCCUACCUGCAGCAGCUACAGGAGUUUGACUUUGAUGUCUUUCACUCAAAAUUGCAGCGAAGAAAACACUUUUUACCCCUCUCUCUUUGGUGGCACAAGUCAAGGAAGAAGUAUUAAAUUAUCAAAAUAAUAUAGAUGGAACUUUAGAAUUGAUAUCUGAGCUAUUUGGCCUUGGAACUCAUUUAUUACUCAGAUUGAUUAUAGGGAAUUUUGAAACAAGAAUCUUUUUUUAUUUUUAUUUUUUUUUUUUUUGAGACCAGUUUGUGCUUUAUGCAAGACAUGAAACACGAGGUUCGAAAAUGCAGAGGCACAUUUUCAUCAGGGGGUAUUCCAGAAAUUGAGUCUGGACAUCCCCAUCGGCAAAUAUAUUUGGGAAAUUACAAUAAGGA
Molecule: messenger RNA, 1278 nt
Organism: Lingula anatina
Lineage: Eukaryota; Metazoa; Brachiopoda; Lingulata; Lingulida; Lingulidae
Product: NADH dehydrogenase (ubiquinone) complex I, assembly factor 6
Biological process (GO): mitochondrial respiratory chain complex I assembly; biosynthetic process
Cellular component (GO): mitochondrion
Source: RefSeq, a predicted model, not a curated record